This is a messenger RNA of Rhinolophus ferrumequinum (greater horseshoe bat), 7692 nucleotides long. It is a transcript of the gene ZBTB14, whose product is annotated as zinc finger and BTB domain containing 14. Gene Ontology annotation, molecular function: RNA polymerase II cis-regulatory region sequence-specific DNA binding; DNA-binding transcription factor activity, RNA polymerase II-specific; protein binding. Gene Ontology annotation, biological process: regulation of transcription by RNA polymerase II. The coding region runs from base 1630 to 2979 and encodes 449 amino acids. The record is from RefSeq and is a predicted model, not a curated record. NCBI's taxonomy places the organism in Eukaryota, Metazoa, Chordata, Mammalia, Chiroptera, Rhinolophidae. Gene Ontology annotation, cellular component: nucleus. The transcript has 3 exons.
GCGGAGCCCGGCCACACGCCUGCUCCCGCUCGCCGCCGCCGGGACCGCCGUGGGCUCUGACUCUCGCUCAGAGUCGCGGCUCGCAGCCUGCGCUGAAAGCCCGGUUAUGAAAGGGAAAGGGGCCCUUUCAACUCCCGGCUCCGAGGCCGGGAGCUUUUGUUUGGGAAGAAUUGCAAACGGCAUUACCCUCUCCCCCCAUCUCCCGGGCCGAAAGAAACGAGAGCCGUGGCUUGGAGAAGCUCUGAAGGCUCCUUGGGUCCUGCGCUGCCUUUCCUUUCUCCCCAUCCCAAAGUUGCGAGCUUUGCACUGGGAAGUCGUGCCGCCGCCAUUGUCGUGGCUGUUUGGGGAUAGGGGAAGCGGCUGCUGCUGCUUAUGUAAGUUUGGCUUUGCAGGAGCCCCCUGCUCCUUGCUCUGUGACGGAGGCUGGGCGCACCAGCGAUUUGAAGAACCGUAAUAAAAGGGCCGCUUUGUUAUGGAGGUGUACUUGGGGCUACUACAUCUUUCAAACCACUUACACAGGUACUGGCAACGGGUAGCUUCCAAUUUGACUCACCUGAACUUAGCAAUUGGAAUCUCUCAAUAGAAAAAAGAGGUCUCAGAACUUGAGAGAGUGGAGGACAACACCCUGGCCUGAAAAACAAAAUCACACUAGGGUGUACAGCCACCCCACUUCUUAUUCCAUGCACUUUUCUCUCACAAGGGACAGUUACUGAUAACAGUAGGAAGUAACCAGAUAGGAAAGUUUAGCCCGGCCGCCUUCCUAAUAGACCGGGCUGCAUUUAGGGAACAGAGUGGGAAGCAUCCUUAGAAUAAUUUUGCCCAGCUCUCACACUUUGCAGAGGAUGAAACCCCCAGCUACUUUAGGCAGCCGACUGGUGUGUUCGCUUUUCUAAUAGUUUUCAGGAUUGUGGUCUCUAGGUUCGAGAUUUGCAUCACAGUUUUGGGUAACACUAUUGCAUCCCAGUCCGUUGGUCUUAAUUGCACUGAAGUUUAUUUAUGUGGUCACUGUUCAGUAGAGGAAACUUUUUGAUGAAGUCCCUCUGUGAAGAGAUAAAACUCACAAAAAGCUAGAAUUGUUUGAGCCUGCCUCUAGGGACAGAGGUGAAAACACCUGGAUUUCUAAAAUGCAGGCUCAAAGUGUAGCUUAAAUGAUGUGUCCUACAUAAGGGUGGAAAGAAGAAAGCUACUAUUCCCCUCCUCCAGUGUUAACUCUCUAUAUUGUCUGUAUUGGCCUAGAGAAAAAUGUAGAAGGCUACAUACCCAGCAGGAAAUGGGUGGCACUUAAUGGCUUUUUCUGUAUCUGUAGCUGUGAACGUCUGUACAAAUAUGGACAUGGGCUAUGGACAUGGGCUUUGUGAGGAGAAAUGCCUUAGUGGUUCUCCAGUGCAAACUUCCAAUUCCCUCUGCGCAUCCCCUUUAUGACCCAAAUGCUGCAGUCCUUACCUGUUCUCCUUCAUGUCUGUUCAGAGCUGGACCUGAUGCUGCCAGCCACCCUCCUUUCUGUUCCCAACCUGAAAAUGGGUACAUGUGCAAGUGGCAAGACAAGAAAGGACUGGCGUGCCCCUGAUCAGUAAUUCUGAUCUGAAGAAUUCAGUGUCUCAAUCAUUAAGACAAUAGCCUGAGUUGUUCAUGGAGUUUUUCAUCAGUAUGUCUGAAACCAUUAAAUAUAAUGACGAUGAUCAUAAAACUCUGUUUCUGAAAACACUAAAUGAACAACGCCUGGAAGGAGAAUUCUGUGAUAUUGCUAUUGUGGUUGAAGAUGUGAAAUUCAGAGCACACAGAUGUGUUCUUGCCGCCUGCAGCACCUACUUUAAAAAGCUUUUUAAGAAGCUUGAGGUUGAUAGCUCCUCAGUAAUAGAAAUAGAUUUUCUUCGUUCUGAUAUAUUUGAAGAGGUCCUGAACUACAUGUACACAGCAAAGAUUUCUGUGAAAAAAGAAGAUGUUAACUUAAUGAUGUCAUCAGGUCAGAUUCUUGGUAUCCGAUUUUUGGAUAAACUCUGUUCUCAGAAGCGUGAUGUAUCUAGUCCUGAUGAAAAUAAUGGCCAGUCAAAAAGUAAGUAUUGCCUCAAAAUAAAUCGCCCCAUUGGAGAUGCUGCUGACACUCAGGAUGAUGAUGUGGAAGAAAUUGGAGAUCAGGAUGACAGUCCAUCUGAUGACACUGUAGAAGGCACCCCACCGAGUCAGGAGGACGGCAAGUCACCUACAACUACGCUCAGGGUUCAGGAAGCAAUCUUAAAAGAGCUGGGGAGUGAGGAAGUUCGAAAAGUAAAUUGCUACGGCCAGGAAGUGGAAUCCAUGGAGACCCCAGAAUCGAAAGAUUUGGGUUCCCAGACCCCUCAAGCCUUAACGUUUAAUGAUGGAAUGAGUGAAGUGAAGGAUGAACAGACACCAGGCUGGACAACAGCUGCCAGUGACAUGAAGUUUGAGUAUUUACUUUACGGCCACCAUCGGGAGCAGAUUGCCUGUCAGGCAUGUGGUAAGACAUUUUCUGAUGAAGGCAGAUUGAGGAAGCAUGAAAAACUCCACACGGCUGACAGGCCGUUUGUUUGCGAAAUGUGUACAAAAGGUUUUACUACACAGGCCCACCUGAAAGAGCACCUAAAAAUCCACACGGGAUAUAAGCCCUACAGUUGUGAGGUGUGUGGAAAAUCAUUUAUUCGCGCUCCAGACCUAAAGAAACAUGAGAGAGUUCACAGUAAUGAAAGACCGUUUGCAUGCCAUAUGUGUGACAAAGCCUUCAAACACAAGUCCCACCUCAAAGAUCAUGAGCGAAGACACAGAGGGGAAAAGCCUUUUGUGUGUGGCUCCUGCACCAAGGCAUUUGCCAAGGCAUCUGAUCUGAAAAGGCACGAGAACAAUAUGCACAGUGAAAGGAAGCAGGUUACCCCCAGUGCCAUCCAAAGUGAGACGGAACAGUUGCAGGCGGCAGCAAUGGCCGCUGAAGCAGAGCAGCAGUUGGAAACAAUAGCCUGUAGCUAGGUGAUGGGACAGGAACACUUUGCCUGAGCCGCGGAGACUGAGAUUGCAUUGUUCGUAAUAAGUGAACACCAGUCCCUGUAUUAUUUGUGGAAACUUACAGAGCAUUGUACUCACUGGACUUAGGGCAGUGCUUGGUUAGGUAUUUUUAAAACUUUUCAAGGAAAUGAUGUUCCUUGCUUCUGACUGAACAGUUUCACUGUCCUAUCUGGUGUCUAGUAUUAAUGUUGCCAGUAAGUCCCCCCUCCUAUUUUUUAUGAUUUUAAUUUGAGGACUCCUGUGUCCAGUUCAGAAGUGAGAGACUUCUAUUCAUUUUAAUUCCUUUCUACACUUGCUGCACUGGUGAGCACACUGCACAGAGUGAUAAUUGAGUAAAUUGAUUUCCCUAAUCAUAACAAUUACAUGUGAUUUAUGGUCAAAACAGCAUUUUUAAUAACUUAAUAAAAGUACUUCGUGUAGAUGCAGAAAAUACAGGUGGGUGGUUGACCAAGAACACUGCACAAAUAUGAAAACAAGGCCUGGAGAUGUGGAAUGGUCUUAGAUUUAUAUUUGGUUUGCUAAUUUUAUAUCACUUUUUCACAGUUUUUGUGGACGAAUAAUGAUUGCUUUGCUGAAGUGAUUCUUCAUCCAUUUUUGAUUGUCCAUACCUAGUAACAAGUCCCGAAGGCUGAGCAAAUCCACAGGGAUGGUGGUGGUCUGGGGGCUGAGUUCUUUCAUUCCUCACAUUUGGGGCAUUGCCACUAAAACAGAUGAGGUUUGUGGAGUGGACCAGUGGUGACAAGAUUAGAAAAGGAUGAAUAGGAACAUGGCUCUUAGAGACAAGGUUUUCACAUUUGCAAUAAUUCCAAGAUUUCUUAGAUCAAAAUAAUUCUUAAUUGAUUUUGAAAUUGGAUUUUUAUGUGGGAUCAAAAUUAGGACAAGAACAGGUAUGCCUCUUCAGAUACAUUUGUGUAACUUAACAGAAUGUCAUCAAGCUUUUUGGCUCUCUGCAGCAUAUGAUUUAUACAUAAAGGAGAUGCAAUAUCCUAACUUUAAUACAUUUACAAUCUUUUAAGUGUGUAAAUAGUAUAGAAGUGUUGGUCUUACGUAUUUCAAGUAAAAGUAGACAGCUGCACUUUUUUUUUGCACAUUGGAUUAAAAUAACUUCCAUCAGCAAAAAACAGUCUGUUUUUAACCAAUAUUAAAGAUUGUCAGACCAAAUGUUUAUGUUUUUGAAGUAUGUUUCAUCACUGGUUAUACAGUUUUAAGUAGAAGUUGAUUGCCUUUUCAUAGCCGUAAAUAGAAUUAUAAAUGCUGUUCCAGUUUUGGUGUACGAAAUUUUUUUAAACCAUUUAUUUGGGAAUAUAUUGAAAUACCAACAAUAGUUUGAAUUAUGUUCUAUAAUAAAGCAUUAGUCAAUUAUUUUAAAAAUGUACAAUUUUAGAAAAAUGUUUAUUUUUAAAAUUUAUAUUUGGUUAGAAUUUUUUUAAAGAUACAUUAAAGUAAUUUCAUUUCAUAGCUUGUUGCAUUAACACCUAUAAUUACUAUUGUGGGAGAAAUAUUCUUUUUUAAAUUGGUGUAUCUGUUAUGCCCAAGAUUGUAGGUUUUUAAGCAACUUAUUUAUUGGUAAAAUGUUUAAUUUAGUUUAAAAUUAAUUUAAUUUUGUUUCUUAAAAUUUGUUUAUUCUAUCCUAAAAGUAGUCCUGUCACUGUUUAUAUAUUAAUAGUAGAAGGGGAACUGACUAGGCUGUUUCUAGGCUGUUUUAACCAAAGCAAAGGAAAAAUAAUUUGACAUCUUGUUGAUAGCUACUUCAACAAACCAUUUUUGGGGCCUUCAUUUUUGUAUAUAAAAGAAAAUGUACUUCUAUCAUUCCUGUUUUCAUUUUUUUCAUAGUUACGUUUCACACACCCAGGUUUCUACUAGGGCAUUUUCUAUACUAUCGUCAUCAUGAUUUUACAGUUGCAAGUUGAACAUGUGGUGUUAACCCUCAUUGAAACCACAUAAUCACAGAGGUAUCCCCCUACGCCCCCAAAGCUGAAUUUCCAGCCCUUUAUUUGUAUUAUGUAAAUAUUUAUCAUUUGUCCUGUUUUGAAUGAGAAAUAUAUUUGUGUUGUAAUUUCUACCACCGAUACUGGGUUCAUGUGUGUGUUAGGGUGUUUGUGUUCUUGGUGGCAGCUUGCCUGACAUGGCAAAGUCAUGACAUGGCAGCUUGCCUGUCUCCUGGUCAUUGAGAAUGCCUCUCUCACCCAGCUGGCUUCUGUAGUCCUGUGGAUGGUGAAGCCAUUUAUGUUAGACAGGUCAAAGGUCCUCCAACCACAGGGAGCUGAUUCUGAAAUGUCCUCACACUGAAUCUGCUAUGUGAGGGGAAGGAAAUUGUAAAUGUCAGCGUUAGUAUAUUUUCAUUAUUUAAAAGUCACCUACUUUUUUCUGUUUGUACAAAGAAAAUAUCUGCAAACUUGAUUUUAGCUUUUAUGCCAACUUGCUUUGUAGUGGCAAUGAUUGAGGAAGGGAAUUUUAGGAAGUCUGAAGUUCAGGUCAUUUGCUAAUUAACUUGAGCAUAAAUUUAAAAUUGUUGGAAAUUACAGAGAUCGCCAUCAAGUGAGCCUGGUACUAAUAAAUUCCACCUAUUUUGUUGGGGAAAAAAGAUUGAGAUGAAGGAGAAUGAUGCAAAUUUAUGUAGUUUCUGAUUUAAUGGAUUAUGUUAUGUAAGGUUAUCUGCAACUCAGUCAUUGGUAACCUGGAAUUCAUUGUCCUGAGUAAUGCUGUUAGUGGUGAUUAGUUCCCAGAGCAGGUGGAAAAGCCCGUGCAUGUGUAACAGAAUUAGUAUAAGCAUUACAGUCUUGACUUCUGAGUCUUGGGAGUUAAGGAGCUGAGCCUUCCAGGAAAAAGAAUGGAGAACUGUUCCUUUCCUCUGCCCUUUACCUUUAAUAUCUAGUUCCCUUUCUCCAUUAUCCAAGCCCACCACCUCCCCACACCCCACAAAUGUAUGGGAGACAAGUAAAACGUGGCCAGAGGCAAGGUAACCAUUGAUAACCAUGGCAGUGAGAGAUGAGGGUCCAAAUGUAUUCUGAUGCUUCCUUCUAGGUAACAAAUCAAUGGGCACUUCAGUGAUGGGGAACUCCCUGCCUCCCUGGCGCCGCGCAUUCCCAUCUCCAGACGGCUCCAACGUCCUUGUUCCUCAAAUUGUCUCCAUGUUUGCAUAUCCCCUUGUAACUGGGAACUUUCUCCCCCUUGAAACUGUUCUAAAUAAAAGGAAUCCUGCAUCUACUUGACAGCACUUCAGAUAGGUAAAGAUAGCCUGUAGUUUCAUUUAUUCUACAUGUGUUGAGCAUUGUGUGAGGCCUUGGGCUGCAUCCUGGAGCUAGAAAGGCGGUAUAGAUUUGGCCCCCUGGCUAGCAAAGUGUGCUUUCUUUCCCAGAUUGUCUUAAGCAUUCUUUUUAAAAAUGAGGUUGGCAUUUGCCCAUCACCUGUUAUCCAUGACUCCUUAAAGGUCACCAUACUGAUCUUAUCUUAAAAGCUCUGGAUGUAAUUUAGCUGGAUUGUGACAUUUCAUCAGUUGUGUGAUUUUCUGGUCUCUUUAAGAGAUAUUCUCAAUUACCAGUAUUCAUGUAAAUAUUUUCACUAUAACCAGGGGGGAAGUGUGGUCUAGUGGAAAGACUUGUAGUCAAACUUGAAUUGGCUCCUGGUUCUGUUUAUUCAGUUAAUGUAUAAAUUUAGGCAAGCUCUUUACUGCCCUGAGCCUUAAUUUUAUUCCUAAAAUAGUGAUGGGGAUUUCUAUCUUAUGAUCUGCUGUGACCAUUAAAAGUGAUAACCAGUACAAAAUAUUUAGCCCAGCACCCACUGCUUUUUAGGUGCACCAUAAAUGUUCCUUCCUAAAGAGCAUUCUCAACAGAGAAGCAGAAGCCAAAUUGAAGUUGUUUCGACUUUCACAUCUGUCAUUUCUAUAGUCAUCAGCCCCAGGCUGUAGACCUAGAGCUCAUUUAGUCUUCUUAACCGAAAAUAUCUACAGAAACUGUGUUUAUCUUAGCAUUUCCAUAAUCUUAAACCCAUUUGCGGCUUUCUUCUCACAAAUUGUGUAUUCAUCUUAAGGGUCUCUUUGGUUUUGUAAUCUCCCAUCAUUUAAGUAGGUUGUUGAUGUGUAGUCAAGUGUAAACACUAGCCUCUGCAUGGCUCCCUGCUUUUCUUUGGAUAUCUUUGAUGGCAGGGUCAGAAUUGCAGUUUUGAGAGCUGACUCUUGAAUCUCAUAUGUGAAAUGCAUUUUGGGGGUAUUUUUUCACAUUUUGCUUCUCUCAAAUUGGAUGUAUUUCAAACUACACCUAACCUCUCCCUUUCUGGUUGGUAUAAAUUCCAGGAUGAUCUGUUGCUUUCUUCCCAAAGUGUUUUACACUGCUCCCCAAGAAUUCUCAUUUUCCUUUUAGUUCUAGAAUCUGAAUUUGCCAAAUCACUGCUUGCUCUUUGUUGGAGAACAUUUCCGUUAAUCUUCCAUAAAAUUCUAUAGCGUUAAGAUUAAAGUGUAUCAGUCAACAAAUGUUUAUUAAAUGUCUUGUGUAUGCCAGGCAUUGGACUAGAUGUUGGGGUUGUAAGAGUGAGUCAGACGGACAGUAUGUAUUCCUGCCCUGAUGGAGCUUACCAUCCAGGAUGGAGUUAAAAUAGUUACCUUUCCAAGUUUUACAAAAUUUUACAUAGAUUUACAAAUAAUGGAAAGAUAUGUGCAAAAUGUUUAGUUUUUAAAAUCUG